Scleropages formosus (Asian bonytongue) is the source of this 3643-nucleotide messenger RNA. It is a transcript of the gene klb, whose product is annotated as klotho beta. Lineage: Eukaryota; Metazoa; Chordata; Actinopteri; Osteoglossiformes; Osteoglossidae. Gene Ontology annotation, biological process: carbohydrate metabolic process. Bases 1 to 3135 code for a protein of 1044 amino acids. Gene Ontology annotation, molecular function: hydrolase activity, hydrolyzing O-glycosyl compounds. The record is from RefSeq and is a predicted model, not a curated record. The transcript has 5 exons.
AUGACCCGCUCUUCCUCGGCCCACGCUGCCCUCGCCCUCCUGGCUCUGUUGCGCUGCGCCGGCCUCGGGGCGCCCGCUGGCCGGGGCAGGGAGGUGUGGAGGUGGCCGGCCCCGGGUUCGGGAUCCGUCAACGAGACUGAGCUGUUUCUCCAUGCCACCUUCCCACCGGGAUUCCUGUGGGGCACCGGGAGCUCCGCCUUCCAGACCGAGGGUGCCUGGGACCAGGAGGGGAAAGGCCCCUCCAUCUGGGACAACUUCACCCGGUCCCGCGCCGGCUCCGCGGGGCCCACCGCUGACACCGCCAGCGCCAGCUACCAGCGCUGGAAGGAGGAUGUGGCCGCACUCAAGCUCCUGGGGGUGCACUACUACUCUUUCUCGCUCUCCUGGCCUCGACUGUUCCCCGACGGGGACGCCCCGGGGACCCCGAACCCAGCCGGGGUGGCCCACUACAGCCGGCUCAUCGAUCACCUGCGGCGGGAGGGAAUCGAACCUGUGGUCACCCUCUACCACUGGGACCUCCCCCUCGCCCUGCAGGAGCAGUACGGCGGCUGGCUGAACGACACCCUGGUAGACGUGUUCGACCGUUACGCCGCGUUCUGCUUCCGCACCUACGGGGAGCGGGUGCGCUACUGGGUCACCAUACACAACCCGUACCUGGUGGCCUGGCACGGCUACAGGACCGGCCUGCACGCUCCAGGAGAGACAGAGAGCCCCGCAGCCGCCUUCGCCGUGGCCCACAAUUUAAUCAAGGCCCACGCCAAAGCGUGGCACACGUAUGACCGCUGGUUCCGUGCCCGUCAGAGGGGUCGCGUGUCCAUCGCCCUGGGCACUCACUGGAUGGAGCCCCUUCGGGGCCAAGCAUCGCAGGCCAACGUGGACCGGUGCCAGGAGUCCCUGGAGGCUGUGCUGGGCUGGUUCGCGGAGCCCAUCCACGGGACAGGGACGUACCCCGCAAGCCUGAGGCAGAGCCGCUCCGGACUCCUCCCAGAGCUCACCGACGCAGAGAAGCAGCAGAUCAGGGGCACGGCGGACUUCUUCGCCCUGUCGUUCGGACCCAACAACCUACGUCUCGGCAGGAUCCUCUCCCGCUUCGGCCAGCAGGUCUCGCUGGACCUGCGACGGUUGCUGAACUGGAUCAGGCUGGAGUACGACGACCCGGCCGUCUUCGUCGCCGAGAACGGCUGGUUUUCCGACGCGGCCGUGGGCACGGAGGACACGGUGGCCAUUUACUUAAUGAAGAAGUUCAUCAACCAGGUCCUGCAAGCCAUCAUCCACGACGGCGUCCGGGUCAUCGGCUACACCGCGUGGUCCCUGGUUGACGGCUUCGAGUGGAACUAUGGCUACGGCGUCAGGAGGGGCCUUUUCUACGUGGACUUCGGCGAGCCGAGCAGAAGCAGGCUGCCCAAGACGUCUGCGUUCUUCUACAAGCAGGUCAUCUCGAACCACGGCUUUCCUGACGGCGACAAGAGCCUGGAGGUCCGGGGCCAGUUCCCCUGCGGCUUCCACUGGGGGGUGUCCGACUCCACCCUGCAGGUGCAUUUCAGCCCCUUCUCUCCACAAUUCACAGACCCCAAGCUGUACAGAUGGAACCUGACAGGGGACGGGGCCCUCAGGCCGGUGCCGGGGGUGCAGCUGGAGACCCGCGCUGCCCAGUGCACCGAUUUCCUGGCCAUCCAGAAACACGUCCGUCUGCUGGAGGCUGCAGGCGUCGACCACUACCGCUUUGCCCUCAACUGGACCCUCAUCCUACCGCGGGGUGACCUCUCGGUCAUCAACACGGAGGCCUUGCGCUACUACCGCUGCAUGGCCCAGGAGCUCCAGAAAAGGAGUAUUAAGAGCAUGGUGACGCUCUACUAUCCUACCCAUCAUGCCCCGCUGCUGGGCUUGCCCGCGUCCGUCCACAGCGGGGGCGGGUGGCUCAACCGCAGCACCGUGGAGGCGUUCCGCGAGUAUGCGGAGCUGUGCUUCAGAGAGCUCGGCCCUUGGGUGCCCUUUUGGAUCACGGUCAAUGAACCCAACCGCCUCAGUCAGGCCUACGACGGCAGCGACCCUUAUCUGGCUGCCCACCAUCUCAUCCUGGCCCACGUGGCCGCCUGGCGCCUAUACGACAGGGAGUUCCGCCGCCAGCAGGGGGCGCUGGUUUCCUUCUCCCUGCACGCAGACUGGGCCGAGGCAGCCAACCCCUUCGUGGAGAGCCACCGCGUGGCGGCCGAGCGCUUCCUGCUCUUCGAGCUCGCCUGCUUCCUGGAUCCCCUGCUGGGGGCGUGGCGAGCGGCGGCUGAGGAAGGAGGCGACUACCCCGAGGAGGUGCGGGAGCACCUGCAGGAGAGGAGGCGCCAGGGCCUCUCCCGUCGCUCCCUCCCGCGCUUCACCAAGGACGAGAAACGGGAGGCUCGUGGCGCGCUGGACUUCGUCGCUGUCAAUCACUUCACCACACGCCUGGUGUCGCAGCGCCGCUCCAACAGCACCCCCCAGCGGGGCCCAGACCACGACUGCCAGCUGCUCUCGGACCCCACGUGGCCCUCCUCCCCCUUGGGCCAGUCCCUGGUGCCCUGGGGCCUCCGCCGGGUGCUCCGUUGGCUGAGGAAGCGAUACGGGGACCCUGCGGUCAUCGUCACGGCCACCGGAGUGGACGACCGCGCCCUCAGAGACGACCGGCUCAGGCAGUUCUACCUCAGGAGCUACCUGCAGGAGGCGCUAAAGGCACAUCAGAUGGAUGGCGUCAAUAUCAAGGGCUUCUACCUGUGGAACCUUCAGGACCGACACCAUGCGCAGUUCGGCCUCUUCACAUCCUCCCAGUUCCAGUCCGGCGCCAAGGCCUCCGUUGCCUCGUACCGGGAAAUAAUAGCCAACAGGGGCUUCCCGGCGGAAGGGCGGGGGAGGCAGUGUCAGGCGGCCGAUGCCCAGGAGGGGUGUGUGCUGUGUGGGAAGGUGCUGGAAAACCGAGCCCUCGUCUUCUUCGGAACCUGCCUCCUCCUCACCUUCACCAUGCUCACAGCGGUAGCCGUCACAGCCGUGAAGAGGAAGAGGAAGAGGACGCAACCUCGCACUGCGCCUAACAGACGUGCCAGGCACAGGUGGGACAGAGUGCCCUUGCACCACCUGCUUCACCGUUUUCAUGACAACUGUUUGUAGCUGCAAAAAAUGGAAGGGUUUUCCACUUUCAUUAUAGCGGAUAUUACAUGGACAGUGAUCAAUAGAACACAAGUUCUUGUCUUACCACCUUUUAUAAGAGAACAGCAAGUAACAUGCGAAUGAUUAAAUUGAAAAUGUAACAGCAGAAGCAUGACAAGAUAUACGUUUAAUAGUUUUUAAAAAGCAGUGUAAAUAAAAGGCCCACAACUGAAAUCCAGUUGUACAAAGUCUUUCUCCCUCAUAAUAUGGACUGCAAGCAGAAACACGGUUAGCAAACUCUCAGUAACGCACGACUGUCCCGACGUCAUGGGGUUUGCCUUCCCAAACGAGAUAAUAUUGGGGCUCGCUCACCUAUCAAUGUGACCACUUUGUGCUUUUUAAAUGGGAGUGUUUUAGUUCGAUAAAUGACAUUAAAAUGGACCAUUUACAGCUGCUGCUUCAUUUUAAGCAAUCAGAACUGUAUAUACCUAUGUGAAGUGUUUGUGAUGUGAAAUGGUUUUAAUAAAAU